AGCAGCAACUGACACUAUGGAUCGGGGGGUUGCUUCACCGCCAGCUCCAGAGGCUCCAGUACCUGAGCCUCCAGCUCUUCAGCCAGGGGCAGAGGACAGGGCUAUGAGAGAUGCAGUUCAGUUGCUGACCAGAAUAGCGACAGGGCAGGCUCGCAGGCAUGGGUUAGGGGUUGACUAUGCUGAUAGACAUGAUAGUUUAAGGGCUCGUGAUUUCUUGACUUGUAAUCCUCCAGAGUUCUAUGGGUCAAGGCCCGGGGAUGACCCGCAGGAGUUUAUCCGACAAGUGCAGCGUACGUUGAGAAUAAUUAAGGCUUCUGAGACAGAGUCUGUUGAGUUAGCUUCCUAUCGGCUGCGUGAUGUAGCUGUUAAUUGGUAUGAGUCAUGGGAGUUAUCUAGGGGCGAGGGUGCUCCUCCAGCGGUGUGGGGUGAAUUUGUGGAGGCCUUCCUUGGCCACUUUCUACCUCCAGAGAUGAGACGAGCCAGAGUAGACAGGUUUUUACAAUUGAGGCAGAAUGGCAGGAGCAUCAGAGAUUAUAGCCUUGAGUUUGACUCGUUGGCGAGACAUGCACCAGCUAUUGUAGCUGACAUGGCUGAUAGAGUGCAUCGGUAUGUGAUGGGGCUGGAUCGUUAUUUGAUUGAUAGCUGUAUGGCAAUGGCUUCUCAGCCAGGUAUGGACAUUGCUCGGGUACAGGCAUAUGCACAAGGGGUAGAAGAUCGGCACAGAGGGCGUCAGCCCGAUAGAGAUCAUGAUAGAGGCCAGCGUAAAAGAGCUAGAUCGGCUAGUUAUUCUGGGGAAUUUCAAGGCGGGCAGCCUCAGCAGUACAGUAGAUAUCCUUCUCAGCCAGCCCGGAGUGCACCCCCACAAUUCAAAGGUAGUAGAUUCGAUAGCACAGGGUAUUCAGGAUCCGGUCAAAGCUCCAGGGUUUCAAGUUCACAGAUAAACAGGGGUUCGCGUCAAUCGAGACCACCUUUGCCUCGGUGUCCUCGUUGUGGUAGGUCACAUUUUGGAGAAUGUCGUUUUUCUACAGGUGCAUGCUUUACUUGCGGCCGUCAAGGCCAUAUUAUGAGGGAGUGUCCAUUUAGGGGUAAUUUAAGUGGUGCAGCUCAGCCUACUGGGUCAGUUGUUGGCUCAUCUUCUUCUGUAGCUAUGCGCCCUGUGGGGCAGGGUAUUCAGAUAACAGCAGGCCGUGGUAGAGGCCGUGGUGGAUCUUUCAGUUCUAGCGGUCCUUCGAACCGCAUAUAUGCCUUGGCUAGUAGACAGGACCAGGAGGCGUCGCCAAAUGUAGUUACAGGUACAGAUACUUAUUUUGGAGAGCCGCCACCUUAGGAUUCUACUCAACGGGUUGAAGUGCUCCAUUGUCUCGGAGCCUAAACUUUUGGUACUAAUCCUUAUAAUGUAUAUAUUUGUGUAUUUUGGGGGUACGGCGGGGCCCUGUCUCGUCAUAUGCUAUUGUUAAUCCUCUUAGAGGUCUGUAGACACAUGAGUGGGUUGUAUGUAGAUAUUGUCUGAUGUACUAGUAUGGCAUAUGUUUUUGGACAUUUACAUUCGGAGUGAAAGCCUUGUCGGCUUACGUAUUAUGUUAUCUUAUUUUUGACAAUUAAGACUCCCCAAGAAAUAGCUAAUUUUGGUAUAUAUAUAAGUGACAGUUUGAGACAA
This is a messenger RNA of Solanum dulcamara, 1657 nucleotides long. RefSeq lists its product as uncharacterized. The coding region runs from base 17 to 1327 and encodes 436 amino acids. The record is from RefSeq and is a predicted model, not a curated record. Gene Ontology annotation, molecular function: nucleic acid binding; zinc ion binding. The transcript has 2 exons. NCBI's taxonomy places the organism in Eukaryota, Viridiplantae, Streptophyta, Magnoliopsida, Solanales, Solanaceae.